GACCAUUUUGUCCCAUUUUAUAUCCCGAACAACAAUGACUGGAUUACCCCGUUGAAAACUGAAAAUUUCUGAAUACCCUCAAUGAUUUGAUCACAUACUGAUCCACCUCAUUCCAACUUCGGAUCCAGCUUCUCUCUCUGUUUCUCUCCAUAACUGGAAUAAGAGGCAUCUGAGAGAUUGUUGGUUAGAUCCAUACCAAAAUGGGAUUCCUGGUGACAACUCUAAUUUUUGUUGCAAUUGGUGUUAUUGCAUCUCUCUGCGCCAGAAUCUGCUGCAAUAAAGGGCCUUCUACUAAUCUGUUACACCUAACAUUGAUUAUCACGGCGACCGUGUGCUGUUGGAUGAUGUGGGCGAUUGUAUAUCUUGCACAGCUGAAACCACUCAUUGUUCCAGUUUUGAGUGAAGGGGAGUGAGUGCAUUGUACCUCAAAUUUUGGAGGGUGUUGAUAGUUACUGGAGAUUGCUGGACCCUAAGUAUUCUUCUCUCAGGCCUUGUAAACUUUUCAUCUGCUGCGAAUAACUUGAAAAUUUAAUUUGUAUAUUGUUCAUCUCUUCUGAAAUGGUUCUGUACGAACCACCAUUAUAAUAUCCUCAGUCAAUUCUGGGCUGAAGAUGAGGAUUGUAUGUAUUUUGGAUUGGACUCUGAGUUGGAUCGAGGAUGAUAAAUAAUCAAAUGGCUGUAUGUUCUUGCAUUGUUUUUAUGA
Messenger RNA from Solanum verrucosum, 703 nucleotides. Its product is annotated as V-type proton ATPase subunit e1-like. Gene Ontology annotation, molecular function: proton-transporting ATPase activity, rotational mechanism. Gene Ontology annotation, cellular component: proton-transporting V-type ATPase, V0 domain. The record is from RefSeq and is a predicted model, not a curated record. The transcript has 4 exons. NCBI's taxonomy places the organism in Eukaryota, Viridiplantae, Streptophyta, Magnoliopsida, Solanales, Solanaceae. Gene Ontology annotation, biological process: proton transmembrane transport. Bases 201 to 413 code for a protein of 70 amino acids.